CUUGACCAUAUUCUGAGUGGAUAAUGUCAAGCCAAAAUGUUGCUACCAGCUCAAAUGAUGUAACGAAAACUUCAGUCGAGUUCAUUAGCAGACUUUGUGUGUUGGAGGGGUCUCCUUACCAAAAUUAUGUGCACGCCAUAUGAAAACAGAGAAGGCUGGAUCGUGUGUGUAACUAAGUUCAAGAACACAUACUACAUGUGUGAGUUUGAAACAGAUAAGCGAGUGAAAGACCGAGAGCGUGAGACAGAGAGACAAAAGGAGAUGUCCUUUUGGGGGUUUAAAUUUGAACAAUACUUAACCGCAGGUGAUCGACAUAUGAAACCUGACACCUCAAAGCCAGUGAAUAACAAUGAGGCGUAUUGUACGGUUGUGCGCACCAGCCUGGCGUCGCACUCGUUACUGUUUGCUGGUGAGGUGGACUGCCUUGAUGCCAAAUCCAGCGCACCAAAACCGGGCUGUUACGUGGAACUGAAAACAUCGAGAAUGAUUGAGCACCAGGGACAUGAUAGAAGUUUUAAAAAGUUCAAGUUGAUCAAGUGGUGGUUGCAGUCAUUUCUCGUCGGCAUUCCGCGAAUCAUCUGCGGAUUCCGGACAGACGAAGGCGUCGUCACAUCGUUGCAGGAAUACGGUGUUGCUGACAUACCGAAAAUUAUACGCAGCUUGGGAUAUUUGGCAUGGCAUCCAACGGCAUGUGUGAACUUUUGUGAUCAUUUCUUGACGUUUGUGAAGACGGUUGUUGUUGAAGAUGAUUCAAGUGUUAUCUACAAGUUUGAGUGGAGUGCGCAACAAUUUGCACUAAGGUGGGAGAAACUGCACCAGCCCUCUUCAUUUGGGUUUCUCCCCGAUUGGUACAUCGGUCUGCAGCAUUAAGAAUACAAUCAGGGUUGGGAGCUGAGGUCGCAUGAUCGUAUGAUUGCCAGUCAUUGCAUCUACCACCCAAGGAGGCCUAUAGGAAUCGAUAUAUCGGCACGCAGCGUAAUUGCCGGCAUAAAGAGACACUGUGAAUUCAAGAAUGAUGCUUGGGUAAUUCUCAUACAACAUUCGUGUCUGCCACGAAUUAAUUAGCAUUGUUUAUUGCGUGAAAAGUGGCUUUUGUGGCUACACUGAACACUCUGUGGCCCAGUAUUUGUCCAUCUGCCUGUCUGUUGCACCCAUUCAAGCAUCAGCUAGACGAAUUUUGCAUGAGUUACAGCCUUGAAAUGAACUUGUCCCAGAUGUAUUGUUUUAUUAGAACAAGUCUUAAUAUAAAAACGGUCCAUGAUGUCGAUCUCUUCGCCAAUAGUGUCUAUCCGCAGCAAAGUGGAACAAUUAAAGCGAUGAUUUUUGUUGGGUGAACCAACUUGGAUUCGCCUAAUCUCCGAAACUGACUGUCGCCUUUGCACAAAUUCUAUUCCAAAUGAAGCGUAAAUGCCUAUUCUUGAGAUAUGAUAAAAAUUGCCUCCAGCCAUCAUUGUUGGAGCACGUAAAUAGAACGUCUACCAAUAGCACUAUGAUGUGAUAGCGCUGCCUGGUGUACAAUUCCCACAGCCGCUUCAAUCGCUAUAAAAAAAAUAACCGAUUGCUUCCGAGUGCUAAUUUUUUGCAUAGCAGACAACAAGACAUGUCGCGUUCGUUUAGCAUCAAAUUUGACAAAAAAAUCCCUUUUAUUUUCAGAAAAUUAUUCAAUCCAAUGCAAAAUCAAUGGGCCUAGUAUUCCUUUAAAUAGUGAAGUCAUGAGCACGCGCUAUCCCAAAUAAUACUGCCUGCCACCCCAGCAUGCGAAUCAGAAAGGCUGUUGCAGCUGUUUUGAUCCACUGUUGCUACGAGCGUUUGUGUACAUAGAGAUGAUAACAUAUUAAUUAGUGGGCGGUGAACAGGAGAUUGAACCAAUUAAGUUAUUUUUUCUAUUUAUUUAUAACAGCAGGACUUUUUAAAAGUGUUUUGAUGUUAUACGGUCACAGAUAAGUCGCAGUAAGUACUAACAGUAGCAAUUCUACUUGGGCUUGGUCAAUUCUUAACACAGCCGUUCAAUCAUUUCGAAAUAUAGAAAAGUGCUAAUAUCUCCAUUGUUAGAAAUGCUAAAGUUGCUGAUAUUUCAAAAGCUAUUCCUCAAAACUGACAACUCCGAUUCCAAAAAUGGUUAUUCCGUUUUAAUGCUAACAUAUGAAAGGAAAAAGCAGUCCCUGGAAUUUU
Priapulus caudatus is the source of this 2172-nucleotide messenger RNA. RefSeq names its product decapping and exoribonuclease protein-like. The record is from RefSeq and is a predicted model, not a curated record. The coding region runs from base 127 to 870 and encodes 247 amino acids. Gene Ontology annotation, cellular component: nucleus; cytosol. The transcript has 8 exons. Lineage: Eukaryota; Metazoa; Priapulida; Priapulimorpha; Priapulimorphida; Priapulidae. Gene Ontology annotation, biological process: nuclear-transcribed mRNA catabolic process; NAD-cap decapping. Gene Ontology annotation, molecular function: mRNA 5'-diphosphatase activity.